CGAACCUUGUUGUCUCCACGGCAGAACCAAAUCAGUAGCUUACCACAAUCAUUGUUCAGUUACUCAGAAAAAGAAAAUGUAUCCUACAGCAGUAGUUUAUGAUCAUAAACAGAGAGCUGAACAGUAUCCAGGUCCUGUCCCGGUUUCAGGACUUCCAAAUAUUUCUUCCACACCACACUAUGCUCGGCCAUAUGUACACACAGGUUCCAGUGUGCUGGCUUAUGGUGUAGCAGGGAGGUGGUCCACUGAUCUUUGCCAUUGUUUUGAUGAUCCUGCAAAUUGUCUCACUACCUGCUUCUGCCCUUGCAUCACAUUUGGACAGAUUGCUGAGAUAGUAAACAGAGGUUCUCCAUCUUGUGUUUCUAGUGGCGCAAUCUAUGGGCUUCUGGGUCUUACUGGUUUUGCCUGCCUCUUCUCCUGUUUCAAUCGUUCAAAAUUGAGGGGGCAAUAUGACUUGGAAGAGGCACCUUGUGUAGACUGCUUAGUGCACUUUUGCUGUCCGUCUUGUGCCCUGUGUCAAGAAUACAGAGAGCUCAGGAAUCGUGGGUUUGAUAUGGGAAUAGGAUGGGAAGCAAACGAGGACAGACGAAGGCGUGCAGCUACGCAAGCUCCAAUCAUGACACCAGGCAUGACGAGGUGAAAGAGAAAAACUAAGGCCGGUGCUUCCUUGCUUUGCUUAUGCAAGCUACAUUUCAGUCUUAUCCAUGCUGCGGGUGUCAUCAUCAUAUUUUAUCUUGUUGUAUUCUCACUUCCAAGUGUGUAUCCGUGAUGAAUGUUGUGGAGGAAAAUCCUCAUAUACUUGAGAAGAAGGCCCCUCGUUGUUGCAAAAGAAAAUAACACAAUUAAUGAUGCUUCCUGGAUGAUUUUAAUUAAA
Molecule: messenger RNA, 874 nt
Organism: Carya illinoinensis
Lineage: Eukaryota; Viridiplantae; Streptophyta; Magnoliopsida; Fagales; Juglandaceae
Product: protein PLANT CADMIUM RESISTANCE 2-like
Exons: 4
Coding region: 77-640 (187 amino acids)
Source: RefSeq, a predicted model, not a curated record